AUGGCAGCAGCUGAAGCAGCUGUCAAAGAGAAGAUUGUGAAACUGGCUGAAGAGACCUUCUGUGGCUCUGGGGAUAUCGAAGCACAAGAUGCCAAGUCGUUUCACCAAUACUUUUUGCAGACUUACCCACCUGGCUCUGCAGAGCGCUCCAAGCUGCUUUCUGACCUUCACGGCUUGGAAAACCGUCUCAAGGCCUUGACAGGCUGGGUUCCGCCAGCUGCAGUUGACACAGUGCUUCCUUUCAAUGCUGGCCAGAUCCAAAGUUUUGUGGUUGCCCCUUGGCAGCUUGGGCUUGCAGCUGAGGAUUCAGUCAAGGGCCCGUCCAAGAUCGUGUACAUCUUGGAUACUGUGUCAAAUUUCUUGGCCAGCCCAUAUCGUUCUGAAAGGGAACCGCUUGACUUGCUGUUUUCUCCAGGGGCCCGCCCUGGUGAACCUGUGGUUGAUUGGUCCAUGGUUCAUGCGAUUGGAAUGGGAAAAAGUAGCGCAUGCCGAAUCAUUUUGGAAUGCACCCUGCGGCUUGGCCUCAGUGAUCUUGAGCUUGUGGCAAUUUCAGAUGUCUUGAAAGCCUUGCUGCGGAUGAAGGCCACUUAUGAACCAUCUGCCACAGAGGAGCAGCAGUUCAUGCGAAGCUUGGGUUUCAAAAGUCAAAUGGCUGAGCGAUCCCGACCAGACCCUCUGAUGGUAGCUUGCAAAUGGUCAGACCUGCUGCGUGGUCAGGGUUUGAAUUUUGCUGCUGUCAUUGACCAACGCAUUCAGGCAUACAACAAAGGGCGCACAGAAGCUGUAGCAAUUUCACAACAAGAAAAGGCGUUCAUCAAGCUGUAUGUCCACCAAGCCCCGGAGUUCACUGAGCUUCUGGAGUACCAUUGGCAAAAUUUCAAGGUUGCUGAAUCCGCAGUCCCUUUGAAAAUUUGGGCAAAUCCAGACCUCUCACCAGACACAAAGCAGAUUCGUUCUGGUGGCAAAGCCUUGUGGACAAACAUCUUGAAGUGGACCCCAGCUAAGAACAACUACUGGUUGCUUCGGGCGAUUGGAAUUUUCCUGAAGAAUUUGAAAGAAGCCCAGAUGGCAGGCAAGAACGUAUCCUUGAAAAGUAUGGCCAACAGGUUUCGCUCAAACUUCAAAGAUCCAUUGGCCCAUGACCAGGCUUCUCUUUUCGGCCAUUUCCUUCCAGAAUGGAAGUCUCAUGUCACAAACACCCACUUGGAUGAUCUGAUUGCGCGCUUCAGCAAGGGUUACUUGAACAAGGAACUUCAGGAGAAGCUCAAGCUGAUGGAGCCAGAGCUCAAGGCAACGGAUUUUCGAUUCAUUCAGCAGGUCUCUGGUCAGUGGUCUUCGGUUCUUGGUUCCUCGGUUCUUGGUGAUGGAACACAGGAAGCUGAGCGCGCGAAAGAGCAGGCUGAAUUCAAUUUGUUUCAAUCCAGGCUGGCAAAAGAGGCCGCUAUGUUUUCUGACUACACCCGGCAGCUGCAACUGUUCCAUGCAAGGCAGCAUGAGGAAAAGGUUGCUGCAAACUUGUGCCUGAAGCAAGCCUUGGCUGCUGCAACAGACACUUUCUCAAACCACUGGAUGCCAUGCAGGCGCACCAGUGAAUCUGGGGUUCUGCCCUAUGUCAAUGAAGUCAUGGUCUCCUUUGCAGAAAGUGAGGGGAUUUCCAGCAGCAAAGCCUUACAGCUUCACAUUGCUUGCUUUGACAAGCUGGGCCUCCAUUGGUUUGCAAACGCAAAGCCCACUGUCUCCGUCAUUGCCAAUGCAGUUGGCGCUGCACCUGAGAAUGUGGCAGCCAUAGUGUUUGCCCCAAACGUUGGGAAGCCAGGGGAUGCAUACGACAUGCUGAAGAUUCAAGAAUCAGAGGAUGAACUGGACGCAAUGCUGCGGGAAGACACCUACAACCUUCGAGCCACCCGCGGCUUCAUAUCAUUUUCAGAAGAAUCGGUUGGAUGUGGCAAAUCUAAGAGGCCAGGUGGAACCACUUUUUGGUUUGUGGUUUCCAAGGUCCGGAAUGCAAAAGGCGAGCUCAUCUCCAAAUGGAAUGGUUGCUUCCUCCAGGUGCGAAAGCGUACAGUCGCGGAAUGCCCAGUGUUGCCACGCACAUCAUGGGUGAACCCGUGCUCACCCAUUGCUCGGCCACUUGGUGGCGCCAACAUUUCCAAAGCAGCUCGCUCCAAGCAGUGGGCCACAGGAGAAGGUUUUUGGCGCACUGUCUUGCAGUCAGCUGUGGAAUGGCUGUCUUUGGACAAAUCCUGGGUGAUUUUUGUCGUCGAUCUUCACCCUUAUGACGGCACACUUCAAAAGUGCAUCACGAAUUUCCAUUCCAGUGCAGGCAAACUGCCUGAGUUUGCUUCCAUUGCUCCCAUUUGGGCGAAUUUGGGUUCUAUUGAUGAUGGUGAAGGUGACAAGCCAGACAACCUGCGAAUUGAAGCUUUUUGCCGACAGUCUCUCAAAACCCACAUAGAAGGAGAACUGCGCAGUGGUCGAUUGAAGGUAGCAGGCUUCACCAUGCCAGAAGCCAAUGAGCAGACUGCUGUGAGCCCACCAAUUUACAAUGAGGACUGGCUCGACAAAGUGACAGCCACCUUUCCUACUUUGGGAGAUGAGGUCCAGAAGGCCAUUGGUGAGCACAACAAAGUGCACAACCCCUCUGGUGUUCCAUACAAAGGAGAGAAGAAGAGAACAGCACCCGAAGCCCAGGAGGAGGAAGAGAAAUCAGCUGUGACAUUGGAGCCGGUUGACACCACCAUUGAGAAGUUGUCCCCAGACGCGCAACUCUGCGGACCAGAUGGUCACUAUGAACUUCUGGUGAAAGGUCCCCAUUUGUACUUGCAUGGGCUUGCUGACUGUGUCGUGAGUGCACAGAGCCCCGUGUGCCAUUUUUGGGGCAGAUACCUCUGCGGGUCAACGGACAAGAAAGAUAUCGCCAAGUUUCAAGGCCAAAUGCUUCCAUGGCAAAUGGACAGCAAGGAGUAUGUAGCUUGCUUUGCAGUGGAAGAUGAAAGCAACAAUGUGGACUUGGCAGAUUUUCCCCAGAACCCUCAAAGUUUGAUUGCAUUCUUGCGUCACCUGGAGGAAAAUUCACUUGUGGGUGUCAACAUCGAGGUCCAUGAGGUCAAGUACACACAGAAGCCUGAUGCCUUGCAGCCAGGCCAAGUGACUACAGAGUACAGCAUCAAGCCCACUGAGGAAUGUUAUUUUCUGCCACAGCCAUUGCCAAAAAACACAAAGAUCUUGUUGGAGAAU
Cladocopium goreaui is the source of this 3237-nucleotide messenger RNA. Lineage: Eukaryota; Dinophyceae; Suessiales; Symbiodiniaceae. The record is from the annotation of a GenBank genome assembly.